AUGUCCGAACGCCAGUGCUCCCGCUCCCCCGCCACCAACCUCUUCGAGGCUCUCAUGAGCGUCGAAGACUCCGACCUCGAGGACGCUCCCGAGAGCGUCGUCCUCAGCAAGAGCCAGAAGAAGCGCAUGAAGCGCAAGCAGAAGAUGGCGGAGAACAUGAGCGCGGGAUCGGAGGGCGGUGAUAAGGAGAAGGCCAGCAACCACGAGAAGGCGUCUGUCCCCGAGAUCGAGUCUGUCCCUGGUCCCGCCGACGAGGAGUCUGUUCCCGAGAUCGACGAGUCGCUCCAACGGCCCGCGAAUGAGGACGAGCAAGAGCCCGUCAACAACGACACCGCCAUCGCCUCCCCCAUAAUGGAGGGCGAGGACGAGAUGCGCACCCACCCCGAUCCCAAGAUGGAUCAACUCCUCAAAGACGCCCACCUCGACUCCGGUGCCCGGCUCGAAGCCUACCUCGCGGAGAGGAACCACUUGCUCGACCCAGAGCUCUUCCACGAGCGAGUGUUCGACGAAGAGGAAUUCCCCAUCGAAUACUCCCGCACUCCCUGCGCCUGGGUCUACGACCGCGAGCGUGUCACUUCUGCUGCUCUGUCGACCUUUGAGAAGAACUUCCUCGUCUACGGCCUCGUCUUCGCUUUCCUCGUCUCGCUGCUGCCGUUUGUGUUGGGGGUGGAGUGGGAUGUUCUGGGUCUAUAUGCUGCUGUGGGGGUCUGGGUCAGCUGGGUGCUGCUGUUGUGUGUGGCGGACUGGACGGGUUGGGAGUGCUUUCAGGGAGGGGUUGUGGAGGGAUGGAGAGGGGUGUAUCAGAUGGGAGAUGGGAGAGCCAUGGAAGCAAAUUGA
Zasmidium cellare ATCC 36951 is the source of this 837-nucleotide messenger RNA. RefSeq lists its product as uncharacterized. Lineage: Eukaryota; Fungi; Ascomycota; Dothideomycetes; Mycosphaerellales; Mycosphaerellaceae. Bases 1 to 837 code for a protein of 278 amino acids. The transcript has a single exon. The record is from RefSeq and is a predicted model, not a curated record.